CAAGAAGAGGUUAAUGUUGAUGUUGGUGAUGAUGUUGUUGUUGGUGUUGAAGGGGCAAUAGAGGAAAGGUUGGCAGAUGAAGAACCCAAAGAGGAGGUGGAGGUGCCAGUGCAGAUCACAGACCGCAUCUUUUUUGUUGAUUUGGCCAACAAAAAACUGGAAACCAUCCCAUGGCAGGUUUUUGAACUGGAAGACUUGGAGGAAUUGCAUCUGGAGAGAAAUAUAAUCAAUAGUAUCCCAGAAAGUAUAAAUCGUCUUAGAAAUGUGAAAGUCCUUUAUCUGAAUAAGAACAACAUACAAGACCUAUGUGAGGAACUUGGAGAAGUGAAAAGUCUUCAGAGCUUGGAUUUAAGCAGUAAUCCACUCCCUCUGAGCUCACUGAAUAUCAUUAGUAAAUUGAGGGCACUUCGCCAGCUCAGAUUAUAUGAUGUCAACCUGGAUGAAUUUCCAGUGGAAAUCUGCAAACACCUCCAUCAUCUAGAAUUGCUAGGACUCUCUAGCAACAAUCUGAAUUGCCUUCCCAAGGAAAUAGUCAAUUUGACCAAACUGAAAGAGAUUUAUCUAAAGAAGAACAAAUUUGAAAAUUUCCCACCAGAACUUUUUCAUCUCUCUAAUUUAGAAAUAGUAGAUCUAGAAGAAAAUAGUCUGAGCCUCAUUCCUGAAGAGAUUUCCUCCCUGCAAAAAUUAUCCCAGUUCUUUGUUGCAGUUAACAGCCUAGCAUCUUUACCCGAUACAAUGAGUAAAUGCCUGAACCUAUCGGUGCUUGAUUUGUCCAGUAACCUCCUGCGCAAACUUCCACGAUCUUUUAAGGAACUGACAGAGAUGAAGGAAUUUUCAUUGUCUCGGAAUAGCCUAGCAACUUUUCCGCGCCAGAUUCGCCGCUGGAGGUCACUCAUUGUGGUUUACUUGAAAAAUUGUGCCCUGGAAGCACUGCAUCCUUCUUUCGCCAAGCUAACCAGCUUAAUAAUACUAGAUCUAAGUGAAAAUCUCCUAGAGGUGUUUCCAAUAGAGAUUUGUUCGCUGGAGAAUCUGGAAGUGUUGUUACUUGAUGACAAUUUACUAUGUGAGCUAUCUCCAGCAGUGCUCAAGCUUGGUAAGCUGAAAUGCCUCAGUCUGACCGGCAACAAGUUCACCUCAUUCCCGGAAGAAAUAUUUGUAAUUGGAUCGCUGGAGAAACUAUACAUGGGGCAAGACCAGGGGACCAAGCUUACAGCAAUACCAGAAGGCAUCAGUAAGUUAGAGAACCUGAAAGAAUUGCACCUUGAGAACAAUGAUUUGGAGUAUCUUCCUUCAAGCAUAGGCUCGCUGCAAAACUUGGAAGUACUUGACCUUCACAACAACUAUCUUAUAGAGCUACCUGAUCACAUAUGCGAACUACAGGAGUUGCAAAAGCUAUUUCUUCAUUCCAAUCAGUUAUUUCAAGUCCCGGAGAAUCUGGAUAAGCUAGAGAAACUGCAGGUUCUGACACUUGAAGGAAACCCUCUGAUGUUCCCAGCGGUGGAAAUCUUUAGCCAAGGGUUGCAAGUCACCAUGCAGUACUUGCGAGAUGAAAGAUACGAAAAGGCCUUGACCAUAACGGUCCAGGCUUGGUGGCGUGGCUUGAUGGUGCGCAGAGGGAUUGGAGCCUUUGGCGAGAUCCUGAAAAUGAUCAGGAGAGGCAAGAAAGAGAAGAAAGAGAAGAAGAAGGAGAAAGACAAAAAGGGGAAAGACAAGGGCAAGGGCAAGGAAAAGGACAAAGGCAAGGGCAAGAAGAAAUAACUGCAUUCUGUGAUACCUUAAAGGGCCAGGGGAAUAAAUACAAGCAAGA
Molecule: messenger RNA, 1807 nt
Organism: Lacerta agilis (Sand lizard)
Lineage: Eukaryota; Metazoa; Chordata; Lepidosauria; Squamata; Lacertidae
Gene: LRRIQ4
Product: leucine rich repeats and IQ motif containing 4
Exons: 5
Molecular function (GO): protein binding
Source: RefSeq, a predicted model, not a curated record